CUGAUGGAUUCUGGCUGUACAUAAUAUGCUAAUGCCAAAAAAGUAUAAAACUAUUGUCAUGUACUAAGUAGCAGUCAGAUGCCCUAUUGCACUAACAUACUAGUAAUUAUAUAUUUUUUCUAAUUAUCAUCAAAUCUUUUUGGUUAAAUAGAUCUAACUGAACGCAGCUGCACAAAAUUCUGAGUCGUGAAAACUAAUGACAAAGUAAAACACAUGCCAGACGCUAUUUAACAUAUUUUACGAUUGUUGUAUAUAGGACUAGUAUCCUUUUAAACAUUCUUGAUAUGUCAGUUACCAUUGUUUACUUAAUUCUAGCCCAUAUAAAAUCGUUCUGAUUUUUCUUCUGCUUAAUAGCCAAUUGUAUCGGAGGGAGACAACUUUUUUCACUUUUGUUGGAAGUGCAGUAUCUUUUAUAAAAAAAUAUGUUUGAAAUUUACUCAAACAGGUGAAUUUAACUUAUUAUAGUGAUGAAUGUAAGUGUUUAUCAGUACUACAGAUACCAUUAGUUAUUUCUUAAAAAAUAUACAUGGUGGCCAUUUUGGAUUUUUCGGCCAUAUUGGACUUUUGGAGUGGGUUUCAUGCUCUUUUUUUGCCCUUAAGUAGUUAGGAAUCAAUUUUUGUGCUUUUCCUAUUUUCUGAAGUACUUUUACACGAUUUUACUGGAGUAAUAGAAUAAAGAAGGGCUGAAAUCAUAACUUCCUAAAUUGUUCCUUACAACCGAGGUUUGUUAUAAUCGUGCUCUAUAUUAUCUGUGUCUAACACAUAUUUUAAAAUAAUACUAUAAUUUAUGCAAUGCUGUUUGUAAAUGAUAAUAAUAUCGCAAACUAAUAACUUUUCUAUACAUUUUUAACCCAUGUGAAGAAAUCAUGUUUUCUUAUCUCUGUACCGAAUUAAAGAUUUCUUUUUAUAGUGAAAUAACUACUUAGAAGAGCGAAAAGAUGGAAGAAUGCAGUGAAAAGAACUAGUUAGAAGAGCGAAAAGAUGGAAGAAUGUAGCCCGGCUUCUGAUCUUUGUAUUGAGAGUAAAGGUUUUCAGAACUGGAUGAAAUGUAUCUGUGCACACAAUGAAACAAGGAAAGCGCUCUGUGAGGUCGUAGAAGUCAAAUGGAAAGGUUACUUGUCAAAAAUGACAGAGGAAGAGAAAGAUCAAAUAGGAACGUUUUUAGAGUGUUUAAAAUACGGAAAGAUAGAUAAUCUGAAGACGAGACAGAAUGAAGCAGUUCUAGAAUGUGGCCAUGCUCUAUGCGGUUCGCUACUUCAAAAGUUGUUACAACUUUCUAAAAACGAACAAAGACCAAGCGAUGAUGAAACCUGUGGUAUACCUUCUUCCGAUUCUUGUUACCAACUAUACUGGGAUAUUGCAAAGUUGUAUUGUGCUGAAGACGAAGGUGUAACAAAAGCUGGCCUGAAAGGACUAGAUAUAUUUUUCUUGUCAAGAAUGAUGAACAGUUGCAAGCUGUUCGCCUUCGAAGGUUCCGAAGAAAUAUAUAACGUUAUAUGUGAGGACAGAGAUGAAUUGUUUCAUUCAAGUGACAACAACAUUGCAGAUGAGAAAAGAAGCAUAAUGUUGGAACAUGUGUCAAAUUUGCUUUCAAACUUUUGUGGGUCUAGACUUAAAAUGUGUGAAGAUGCUAUUGGUGACAUUCAGCAGAUUGAAGAGAAAGAUUGGCUUUCAGAGUAUCAGUAUGAAUACAAACAAAUAGCAAGACAAACUCUUGAGCACAAAGUGGAUGCCAUCAAAUUAGACAUGACUUUUCGUCCAGACGAGACCUUGCAGGAGCUACUGAAUUCAUCAGAGAAUCUAUUACAGAAGGUCAAAGGAAAUGAUUUCAUUGAAGAAAACAAAAGGCCAGAAGAAAGUGUUGCUCAACUUGAAAAAGAAAGUUGUCAAGCGAGGCUUCUACUCAUGGCACAUUGUUACUUCUUUAACUUUUGCUGUGACAUCAAUCCUGUACAAUCAACAUCAAGCGAAAUACAAGUUACCUGCCUAGGAAGUUUUCAAGAUAUUUUUAUUCAAAUGGACGGAACAUCCAUUCUUUUUGACCCGCUCGAAACCGAACUGCUAGAAACAGACAACUAUUUUCCUCGAAAGUUUUAUCACCAUGGAAACAUCAAAUUUAGAAAUGAAUUGCACAAUGUCCGGUUGGAUUCCGUGGAUUCCAAAGCUUUGAGGUUGGAUGCCGUAGUUUUGAGUACUUGCCUAUACUCUUUUACUGAGACCACGGUGAAGAAAAUCACACAAAAAUCACCAAGCGUCAAAUGGUUAACACCAACCGAAAGGAAAGACUGGUUGAUUAGCAUUGGCGUAAAGGAAAACAGUAUUAGAGAAUUUGCUGUUUGGGAGGACAGAGAGAUACAUCUUCAUGGUACUCCAAUGAAGUUUACCUGUACUAAAGCAAACAUAAACAGUACAUCACUACAUCGAAAAAAGUGUAACAGCUGCGGCUGGGUCAUAAAGGGGCCGACGAGAACAUUCUAUUCUUCUGGAAUAACAAACUACCAUGAGAAAGACUUUAAAGCGGUUGCAAAGCGGUACAGACAUAUUGACUUGGCAUUAUUACCGAUUAAUACUAAAUGGAAUAUGUCAUGCGAGGGUGGAUUCAAAGUCACGUUAAAUGAAGUUAUAAAAAUGCAUGUAGAUAUUGGAUCUCAAAAAUCACUUGGCAUUGGCAAAGCCCGGGAUGACCAGGUCCAGGAAAGUUUGGAUCUGGAACAGGAAAUGAAGAAAUUGCAAUUAGACCCUUCCACAUUAUUAUAUUUAGAACCUGGGAAAAAGUACGAAAAUAAAUAGGCGAUUCAGAGGAUGACAAAACUGUGGCUUAUAACUUCAAACAGUCCUACACACUGUAUCUGAGUAGACAAAUCAAAUUAGAAGCAAGUACGGAAAGGAACAUAAGUAGUAUAUUAUUAUGAGGGUUUUGGCGUUUUGACUUCAUUCUGACCCUAAUCCUUGGCCCAAACUGACCUAUGCUGACCCAGUACCCUUGGUACUGUGAAAACCUUCGAUUUGACCAAUUCAAAAAACCUCCGGUUUGAUGGACGUAAGUCCCUGGGAGCUGGAAGCUCACUCAAAGUUAAAAAAAAAAAACUACAGGUUUUGAACCCAGUGAAAAAAAAAUAUUUACUGACCAUUUUAUUACAUGAUUAUAAAAAAAUCUCUAUAUAUACCGUCUUAUAUUAAAGACACAACUGACUUUAUUGAAAAGAUUAAAAGUUUCAAAUUCAAGAGUAAGGCUACUUAUUAAGUGACACUAGAUGUUUCUUCUCUAUACACAAACAUACCGUACAGCGACGGAAUCGACGCAUGUAAAUAUUUUUUGGACGAGCGUUGCCAUGGAAGAUUGAAAAGUGACGAUGUCGCAAAACUCAUUAAACUUGUUCUGCAAAAUAACUAUUUCAAAUUUGAUGAAGAUUUUUAUCUCCAAAAAAUGGGCACUGCGAUGGGCAGCUCAAUGGCACCAACAUACGCAUCGUUAUUUAUGGGAAAAUUUGAACAAGACUUUCUUAGAAAUCGAGAUCUACAACCGACACUUUGGCUGCGUUUCCUGGAUGAUAUUUUUAUGGUGUGGGAUCAUUCCUUGGAAGAACUACAACUUUUCAUCAGAGAGUUAAACAGUUUUCAUCCUGACAUAAAGUUUACGCAUACUAUUUCACAAGAGUCGCUCUCAUUUUUAGAUGUAAAUAUAUCCAAGGGAGAGAAUUUAUGUGUCGAAACUAACAUAUACGGUAUGUGAAAGAAACUAAUAACCACCAGUACUUGGACUAUACAUCAUGUCAUCCCAAACAAUGUAAGAACGGUAUUCCGUAUAGUCAAGCAAAACGUUAUAGACGUAUAAUAUCAGAUGAUGACAAGUUCAAACAUUCAUUAUCACAGCUUCGUGAAUUCUUCGUUGACAGAGGUUACCCACAUGAUGUGUUAGACCGUGCCUUCCAAAAAGUAGUCAAUAUAUCUCAGCAAGACAGCAAGAAGCUUUACAGACUCAAGUUGGGGACAAAAAUAGUGUAAUUCCUUUUACUAUUGUGUAUGAUCAAGCGCUUCCACGUAUUGGUAACACUAUUAAUAAAUACUGGAAUAUUUUGAACCUAUCAAAAAGCUUUACAACUAAAUCCGUUUAUGAGAAUUGUAAACCUGUUGUUGCCUAUAAACGUCCUUAAAAUUUACAAGAUUAUUUGAUAAGUUCAGAGUUCAAUAAGCAAAGUGAUAAACUUUAUCUCUCACAGAGAUGUAAUGGUAGUCGAUGUUCUCAUUGUACUAAUAUCGAAACAGGUUCAGAAUUUACCAGUCAAAUGACUGGUCAAGCAUACAAUUUACAUCAUAACGUAAACUGUAAAACUAAAUGUGUAAUUUAUUUGAUUACUUGCAAAAAAUGUGACAAACAGUAUGUGGGACAAACUAAGCAACCUGUAUCAAAACGCAUGAACAGUCACCGAUUUGAUAUUAAUAGUUUUACUGACCCUACUUCUUCCUCAGUGGUUGCAUCACAUUUCAAUUUACGAGAUCAUUGCUUAAAGGACUUUUCUUUUAUGCCUAUUGAUGUUGUAAGAAAUGACAUUGAUCGUCUCUGCAAAGAAACAGUGUGGAUACAUAAACUGAAAACGCUCUAUCCAGAUGGUUUAAAUUCUAAAGUUUUAUUUGAUAUUAAUUGACCAAUUAACUACUUGUAUUGAUCUAUAUAUAUAUAUAUAGAUAUGUAAUGCCGAGUAUAUUGUUGUUUUUUCCUAUUUCUGUUUUUUAUAUAAAUAAGUAUAGGAAAUUAUGUAUAAACACUAUCCGACAAUUUAUUCGGUAUGUUUGUUAAAUUCGUUUAAAGAAACGUUAUUUUGAAUUCAUUUAACAUUUUAAAUAAUGUAGAUCUAAACUUUGUAUACAUUUUACCGCCUUUUUACGCGACGUUGUUUAACGACGUCACGUCCGUUGUUUUUAAUUUGUUAUUCUUCCCUGAUGAAGGCUUAACGCCGAAACGUUGGAAGUUAAUAAUUAUCUAUGAACAAACGCUACACGUGUUGUUGUUGAUUUUUCCUAUUUAUUUAAAAUAUUCAGAAAUAGAAACAUGUCAAUAAAAGAAACUUACCUACCUGUGGUAUGUCCCCAGGGUUUGCAUUUUAUUAAAAACCCGGAAGAAACUUUAAACUCCACGCUGAAAAACAAUUUACAAUAGUUUAUGACGCACGGUGUACUAAUAUAAACAUAUCGGAUUUACAACGCUAGCUUUAUGAAUAAAGUAUAGUAAAUAUUAUUCCCACGUACAUUGUAUGACAUUGAGUCAUUAUUAAAUUAUGCGCACUACUUUUAAAAGUCAACCAAUGAAAAUAAUGCCGAAAAAUUUCGUAAAACUUCGGCAGUUUCCGUUAAAAUAUUAAAGAUAAAUAUAUCUUUGCGACAGUAGAUCACUACCAGCAGUCAAAUAAAACAAAAGGGACAAAAUUACAUUCGACUUUUUUAAUGCAUUGUUUAGAUAACCUGCUUUUAUGGCCCUGACUUUAUAAGUUUAUCUGUGCGUUAUAUUGAAGGAAAUGUUUUAACCAUUUAUUCAUCUCAUAAAAUAUUCUCUAUUAAAAGAUUUUUUUCUAGCCAUUUAAUCAUGUAUUUUCCCCAUUAAGACAGCUAUCUAAUAUGUUUUUACGAAUAAAAUUAAUUGAACUUUAAAAUAGUUUUCAUCGAACGCUUGGUGUGUGUGAAUAUGGUGAAAAGGAAUACCAUAUGUCAGACUUAAAUCUGAUACAUGUAUGAUUGAAUAAUUUCUACAUUUUCAAUCUUUUCUGUACGUUGUCAAUAAUUUGACUUUAUUCUGGAGUUCGCGUGGGUGGGUGAGUUCAAAACCUUACUUUUUGCGUAAAAAUCUCUAUAACUCUUUCUAUAUUAGAAAACCAUCCAGCUGGUGGCUCGAGCCAGAUUCGUAACCAUGCUUGAACCAAUUCUCGAUGCGGUCCUCGGUGUCAUAAAAGCUGUAAAAGUCGUCAUAUGGUGUCGUUGUUACUCGUAAACUGGCAGCAACAACAUUGACUUCUGUUUGGUAAAUCUCCCUAUCCUAUUAUUGAAAGUGUUUCCUUCGUAAUUGAAAACACAACGUGUUACAAGAAUGUUAUACUACUUUCGACAUUUAUCUGUAUUGUCAGUGGUUUUAAGAUUCUCGAAAUAUACAGCGCAAUGUUUCAUAAAAAAAAUAAAACACUUGAAAGACAGAUACUAGUUACAUUUAUUCGGUUUCUCUGUAGUAAGCUGGCGUUAAAUGAUGAUGGACUAUCUUAAAAUUAGUGAGUUGUCCGCGUCCAGCACCUCGUCACCCACUCCCUCUCUUUUCUCAACCCACCAAAAACUAUAUUUAGCAUCGUAUGUCUAUACAUCUUUUCAUCCGAGUUUGUAUCAUGCAUAUUUUAAAAGCUAAGCUAAUGUCCCAAAAUAUCAUAUUAUUAUUCAGCAUUGGAAGUUGUUGACCUAGGAUUCUGUUUUGGAUUUCAUUCAGGUAGACCAAUGUCAUGGAUUUUGACUUGAUUAAAAUUUGCAUCAAAGGCUUAAUUGUUUGUGUCUCACAUAUCUCACAAAGUAUUUGACUUAGAGUCAAGAAAUAUAAAAGGAUCAUUAUAUAGCAUGUGACAAUUAAGGAUAUGUUUUGGACUUCACUAAAUUUGACCAGAGUUUUGUUCCGUGACAGUCAAACACAUGCAUGAAGGGCUUAAAAUGAUGCAUCAAAAGUUUCUCAAAAAGUAUUUUAGGGUUAUGAAUCAUUAUAUUUGAUUGUUAUUCAACAUAUGUAGUUGUGUACCACAUGUUUUGUUCGUGAAUUUAUCAACAAGACCAAAUUCUUGGCGGUUGAUUGAGUACCUGUUAUGCGUAAAGGGCUUAAACAUUUUGUCUUAUAGAUUAACGAAAUUAUUUGACCAAGUCCUGAAACCAUACUGGAACUAUUAUUUGCUACCAGACAUUUUGUUUGGCAUUUUAAUUUUAUUGAAAAAAUUCUUUAACUUUUUACUUCUGUACGUGUAAUAUGACAUGACUGAUACAAGUUUUUGCGUAAAUUCCAAAAAGUAUGUUAUUUUUUUCCCGAGAAAAUUUCUGAUAUAAUAUAAUAUACAGAAUGCUCAUUCUCAUCAAAACAUUUUUUCAGCUGAAACUUUUUAAAAAAAAUUACUACAUACAACGUAAGUGGCUAACAUCACACACAACAGAACGAAAACAUAACACUCACUAGUGUUCAUGCCUUUUUCUGAGUUAUUUAGAUAAAUUUUCAUUUUAAAGUAGAGGCAUUUUUACAAAAGAGAGAGAGAGAGAGAGAGAGAGAGAGAGAGAGAGGGAGAGAGAGAGAGAGAAAAACAUGCAUGUGUUUUCAUUUGCUUAUUUCUGAGUUUAUUGUUUAAUGUGUUUUCCUUCAAAUAUAUUUACAUUAAAGUUAAUCAUACAUUAUCACUUGAACAGGGUAUAUUUUAUUGCAUACAUCUAG
This is a messenger RNA of Mercenaria mercenaria, 7438 nucleotides long. RefSeq lists its product as uncharacterized. Gene Ontology annotation, cellular component: cytoplasm. The coding region runs from base 982 to 2790 and encodes 602 amino acids. The transcript is spliced from 10 exons. Lineage: Eukaryota; Metazoa; Mollusca; Bivalvia; Venerida; Veneridae. The record is from RefSeq and is a predicted model, not a curated record.